Ilex paraguariensis (yerba mate) is the source of this 363-nucleotide messenger RNA. NCBI's taxonomy places the organism in Eukaryota, Viridiplantae, Streptophyta, Magnoliopsida, Aquifoliales, Aquifoliaceae. The record is from the annotation of a GenBank genome assembly.
AUGAAUGUUUUUAGGGACCUCAACCAGAAGAAAAACCAGCAACAAGCUCGGGGGGUUCAGGAUCUGUAUCUGAUGCUAAACCAAGUAGUUCCACCUCGUCAACAUCAGGAGUAUCAAGUGACAAGUACCGAAACUAUGCNUAUGAACUCGGGACCUCAACCAGAAGAAAAACCAGCAACAAGCUCGGGGGGUUCAGGAUCUGUAUCUGAUGCUAAACCAAGUAGUUCCACCUCGUCAACAUCAGGAGUAUCAAGUGACAAGUACCGAAACUAUGCAGUUGUAGCUGGUGUCGUGACUGGUUUUGGGGCUCUGGGAUGGUACCUUAAAUCAAGGGAAAAGAAAUCGGAAGAGGUUCAAGACUGA